Molecule: messenger RNA, 342 nt
Organism: Staurois parvus
Lineage: Eukaryota; Metazoa; Chordata; Amphibia; Anura; Ranidae
Source: the annotation of a GenBank genome assembly
UGUGCUGUGUCCCUCGGACACGCGGAUCACCGAUCCAUGGAAAGAGCUGGCCAUGUGAUCAGCUGUGUCCAAUCACAGCUGAUCACCGGCUUUCCGCGGAGGGGACAUGUACACUGAUCAGGGCACUGAUGACCAGUGUGCCCUGAUGAUCAGUGUGGCCCCAGAAGUGCCACCUGUCAGUGUCCAUCAGUGCCAGCUGUCAGUGCUGAACAGUGCCUAUCAGUGCACACAUCAAUGCCACAUAUCAGUGCCUACCAGUGCACAUCAAUGCCACAUAUCAGUGCCCAUCUGAGCUGCCUUUCAGUGUCACCCAUCAGUGCCAGUCAGUGCCACCUAUCAAUG